AGGGGAGAGAAAGAUAAGACUUUUCGCUUGGCAGCUCAUCCCCAGCAUCAGCUGCUUCCACGUCCUUCUCAACUAGACUACAGGUCUACCGGACCAACCUCCACCAUCCCAGAAUUCUUUUAUUUAUAAUCUGUAGGUAUUGCGUUUGUAUAUGCACACACAUUCGUUCGUUCGUGCGUAUCAUUUUCUUCUCCGACUGUGAUUUUGCUUUCAUUGUCCACAAAAUCCCACCUUUUCUCCCAUUGAAAAAAGCCCAUUACCAUGGCGUGCGCGAUUGGGAACUCUAACGGCGAGGUCGUCGACCGUGAAACCGAUGCCGUUUUGGGAUCCUACGCCCAGCGCGAGAAGCUCAUUAUCGACACUGAUCCCGGCAUCGAUGAUAGUAUGGCGAUCUUCAUGGCAUUUCAAUCUCUGGAGUUGGAGAUCUUGGGCUUGACAACAAUAUUCGGCAAUGUCCAAACAGAAGUUGCCACCCGUAAUGCUUUGCUUCUGUGUGAGAUAGCAGGGUGUCCAGGUGUUCCAGUGGCAGAGGGCAGCCCCGAGCCUCUGAAGGGGGGAAGACCACGUAUUGCUGAUUUUGUGCACGGUUCUGAUGGGUUGGGGAACACAUUUCUACCUCCUCCAAAAGCAAAGAAAAUUGAGCAGAGUGCUUCUGAGUUUUUGGUUCACAAGGUCUCUGAAUAUCCUGGUGAGGUAUCUAUACUUGCGCUUGGACCUCUCACAAACUUAGCUUUGGCAAUCAAGAGGGACUCUUCCUUUGCAAGCAAGGUAAAGAGAGUGGUCGUACUUGGUGGAGCUUUCUUUGCAUUGGGUAACGUAAAUCCUGCUGCUGAAGCGAAUAUCUAUGGAGACCCAGAAGCAGCAGAUGUUGUGUUCACCUCUGGGGCAAAUAUUGUUGUUGUUGGAAUAAACAUUACAACCCAAGUCAAAUUUACAGAUGCUGACCUGCUUGAAUUGAGGCAAUCGAAGGGAAAGCAUGCUCAAUUCCUAAGUGAUAUUUGCAAGUUUUACCGAGAUUGGCAUGUGAAGUCUGAUGGUGUCUACGGAAUUUUCCUUCAUGAUCCCGUCAGUUUUGUGGCACUAGUCCGUCCUGAUCUCUUUACAUACAAGAAGGGGGUUGUGAGAGUCGAGACACAGGGCAUCUGUGUAGGGCAUACGCUUAUGGAUCAAGGACUAAAAGUAUGGAACACAAGCAACCCAUGGUCAGGCUAUUCCCCUGCGUCAGUUGCUUGGACUGUCAAUGUGGAGGAAGUUGUUGAUUAUGUCAGAAAAUUGUUGAUGAAACCAUGAAGCCACGGGAAUAUGUGCUGCUAUUACAGAAAGAUGUUAAAAGACUAAAAAUGAAGGUUGGGGUGCCGCUUAUGAAAAUUCAUUGGUGGCUUCUUUCAUUAUUUUAAAUGGAAACCUAAGUCUUGAGUGUUCAACUCGUAAAAGUUGGUGAAAUUGUGAACUGCUGGAUGGUGAAUUCCUUUAUGCAUAAGGCUGCAUCUCUCUUCA
Messenger RNA from Carya illinoinensis, 1497 nucleotides. Its product is annotated as uridine nucleosidase 1. The record is from RefSeq and is a predicted model, not a curated record. Lineage: Eukaryota; Viridiplantae; Streptophyta; Magnoliopsida; Fagales; Juglandaceae. Gene Ontology annotation, biological process: purine nucleoside catabolic process. Gene Ontology annotation, cellular component: cytosol. Bases 262 to 1290 code for a protein of 342 amino acids. Gene Ontology annotation, molecular function: purine nucleosidase activity. The transcript is spliced from 9 exons.